Molecule: messenger RNA, 3843 nt
Organism: Manis pentadactyla (Chinese pangolin)
Lineage: Eukaryota; Metazoa; Chordata; Mammalia; Pholidota; Manidae
Gene: NEFH
Product: neurofilament heavy chain
Exons: 4
Coding region: 83-3250 (1055 amino acids)
Biological process (GO): axon development
Cellular component (GO): neurofilament; axon
Molecular function (GO): structural constituent of postsynaptic intermediate filament cytoskeleton
Source: RefSeq, a predicted model, not a curated record
GGCGUCCCGGUGCUGCCGCAGUGCCGCCUGCCCGGUCCCGGCCCUGGGCUCCCACUCCGCCGGCGGCCGCACCUACUCGGCCAUGAUGAGCUUCAGCGGCGCAGACGCGCUGCUGGGCGCCCCGUUCGCGCCGCUUCACGGAGGCGGCAGCCUGCACUAUGCGCUGGCUCGCAAGGGCGGCGCGCGCUCCGCGGCCGGCUCGUCCAGCGGUUUCCACUCCUGGGCACGGACGUCCGUGAGCUCCGUGUCGGCCGCACCCGCCCGCUUCCGCGGCGCGGCAGCCACCUCAAGCACCGACUCACUAGACACGCUGAGCAAUGGACCGGAGGGCUGCGUGGUGGCAGCGGCGGCGGCACGCAGCGAAAAAGAGCAGCUGCAGGCGCUGAACGACCGGUUCGCCGGGUACAUCGACAAGGUGCGGCAGCUCGAGGCUCACAACCGCAGCCUGGAGGGUGAGGCAGCGGCGCUGCGGCAGCAGCACGCAGGCCGCGCCGCCAUGGGCGAGCUGUACGAGCGCGAGGUGCGGGAGAUGCGCGGCGCCGUGCUGCGCCUGGGAGCCGCGCGGGGCCAGCUGCGUCUGGAGCAGGAGCACCUGCUGGAAGACAUUGCGCACGUGCGACAGCGCCUAGACGACGAGGCCCGGCAGCGGGAGGAGGCUGAGGCGGCAGCGCGCGCACUGGCGCGUUUUGCCCAGGAGGCCGUGGCGGCACGCGUCGACCUGCAGAAAAAGGCUCAAGCACUGCAAGAGGAGUGCGGCUACCUAAGGCGUCACCACCAGGAGGAGGUGGGCGAGCUGCUUGGCCAGAUCCAGGGCUGUGGCGCCGCGCAGGCGCAGGUACAGGCAGAGGCGCGCGACGCCCUGAAGUGCGACGUGACGUCGGCGCUGCGCGAGAUCCGCGCCCAACUCGAAGGCCACGCGGUGCAGAGCACGCUGCAGUCAGAGGAAUGGUUCCGAGUGCGGUUGGACCGACUGUCAGAGGCAGCCAAGGUGAACACAGACGCCAUGCGCUCAGCACAGGAGGAGAUAACUGAGUACCGCCGCCAGCUGCAGUCCAGGACCAUAGAACUGGAGGCGCUCAAAGGCACCAAGGACUCUCUGGAAAGGCAGCGCUCCGAGCUGGAGGACCGUCAUCAGGCCGACAUUGCAUCCUACCAGGAAGCCAUCCAGCAGCUGGACGCUGAGCUCAGGAACACAAAGUGGGAGAUGGCAGCCCAGCUCCGAGAGUACCAGGACCUGCUCAAUGUCAAGAUGGCUCUGGAUAUCGAGAUUGCUGCCUACAGAAAACUCCUGGAGGGUGAAGAGUGUCGAAUUGGCUUUGGCCCGAGUCCUUUCUCCCUUCCAGAAGGACUCCCCCAAAUCCCCACCAUGUCUACUCACAUAAAGGUCAAAAGUGAAGAGAAGAUCAAGGUGGUAGAAAAGUCAGAGAAGGAAACCGUAAUUGUGGAGGAACAGACUGAGGAGAUCCAAGUGACUGAAGAAGUGACUGAAGAAGAGGAGAAAGAGGCCAAAGAGGAGGAGGGUGAGGAGAAAGCAGAAGGGGGAGAAGAAGAAGCAAAGUCUCCCCCAGCAGAAGUAGCAUCCCCAGUGAAGGAAGAGGCCAAGUCCCCAGCCGAGGCCAAGUCCCCAGAGAAGGAAGAGGCCAAGUCCCCAGCCAAGGCCAAGUCUCCAGUGAAGGAAGAGGCCAAGUCUCCAGUGAAGGAAGAGGCCAAGUCCCCAGAGAAGGCCAAGUCUCCAGUGAAGGAAGAGGCCAAGUCCCCAGCUGAGGCCAAGUCCCCAGAGAAGGCCAAGUCCCCAGUGAAGGAAGAGGCCAAGUCCCCGGAGAAGGCCAAGUCCCCAGUGAAGGAAGAGGCCAAGUCCCCAGCUGAGGCCAAGUCCCCAGAGAAGGCCAAGUCCCCAGUGAAGGAAGAGGCCAAGUCCCCAGAGAAGGCCAAGUCCCCAGUGAAGGAAGAGGCCAAGUCCCCAGAGAAGGCCAAGUCCCCAGCUGAGGCCAAGUCCCCAGUGAAGGAAGAGGCCAAAUCCCCAGCUGAGGCCAAGUCCCCAGUAAAGGAAGAGGCCAAGUCCCCAGUGAAGGAAGAGGCCAAGUCCCCAGAGAAGGCCAAGUCCCCAGUGAAGGAAGAGGCCAAGUCCCCAGAGAAGGCCAAGUCCCCAGUGAAGGAAGAGGCCAAGUCCCCAGAGAAGGCCAAGUCCCCAGUGAAGGAAGAGGCCAAGUCCCCAGAGAAGGCCAAGUCCCCAGUAAAGGAAGAGACCAAGUCCCCAGCUGAGGCCAAGUCCCCAGAGAAGGCCAAGUCCCCAGUGAAGGAAAAGGCCAAGUCCCCAGAGAAGGCCAAGUCCCCAGUAAAGGAAGAGGCCAAGUCCCCAGCCAAGGCCAAGUCCCCAGAGAAGGCCAAGUCCCCAGUGAAGGAAGAGGCCAAGUCCCCAGAGAAGACCAAGUCCCCAGUAAAGGAAGAGGCCAAGUCCCCAGCCGAGGCCAAGUCCCCAGAGAAGGCCAAGACUCUUGAUGUGAAGUCCCCAGAAGCCAAGACCCCAGCAAAGAAGGAAGUAAGGUCCCCUGCAGACAUUAAGUCCCCUGAAAAGGCAAAAAGCCCUGUCAAGGAGGUCAAGUCCCCAGAGAAGGUCAAGUCCCCAGAGAAGGUCAAGUCUCCUGAGAAGGAAGUCCCCAGGAAGGAAGAGAAACCCCAGGAGGUGAAAGCCAAAGAGCCCCCAAAGAAGGUAGAGGAAGAGAAAGUUCCAGCCACACUAAAAACUGAGGAGAAGGACAGCAAGAAAGAUGAAGUGCCCAAGAAAGAGUCUCCAAAACCUGAGGUCCAGGAGAGGGAACCUGAUGUGGAGAAGCCCAAAGAAUCCAAAGUUGAAGCCAAGAAGGAAGAGGCUGAAGACAAGAAAAAAGCAGCAACUCCAGAGAAGGAAGGUCCUGCCAAGGUGAAGGAAGAGGCCAAACCCAAAGAGAAGACUGAGGUGGCCAAGAAGGAGCCAGAUGACACCAAGGCCAAAGAACCCAGUAAAGCUGCUGAGAAGGAGCCGGAGAAGCCAAAGAAGGAAGAGAAGCCAGCAGCGACUGAGAAAAAAGACGCCAAGGAGGAGAAGGCCACAGAGAAACCCCAGACGGAAGCCCAAGCCAAGGAAGAGCCCAGCAAGGAGGGCCCCAAGGCCAAGACGGAAAAAGCUGAGAAGUCUUCCAGCACAGACCAGAAGGACAGCAGGCCUCCAGAGAAGGCCACAGAAGGCCAGGCCACCAAGGGGGAGAAAUAAGGCAGAGAAAAAAGAACAUCCAGAGCAGCCAAAGAAACUCAGGAGGGUCUGGGAGCUCAAGGAUUGGUGUGAUGAAUUUUCACUUUAUUUCUCUUUUCUUUAGGUAAGAAGAAACUCUUAGAUGAUGGGGCCUAUAAUUCACCAAACAGAAAUUUCUGUUAGCAAUAUGUUAGCAGGAGAGGCAGUCCUAACCCCUGGCCCCACAUUCCAAUCCUGCCCCAGGCGAUGGACAAUUAUGUUAUGAUAGCUUAUGUAGUUGAAUGUGAUAUAUGCCGAAUGCCAUAUGUAAACACUUGACUGUAAAAACUGCCCCCUCCUUUCCAAAUAAGUGCAUUUAUUUCCUGUAUGUGCAACUGACAGAUGACCGCAAUAAUGAAUGAGCAGUUAGAAACACAUUAUGCUUGGGAUGUCUUAACCUAUUCCUGAAUGCCUUGUUUUCCAAAGGAGUGGCGAGCCCUUGCCCAGAGCUCUCUAUCAUGGGAGAGCUGGAGCAGGUGGGGCUGGGCAUUGGCCACUGAAUCAUGCCAGGGCACACUUUUCCACUGAAGUCCACUUUCAAUUGCUUCUGUGCAAUAAAACCAAGUGCUUAUAAA